This is a messenger RNA of Belonocnema kinseyi, 1218 nucleotides long. Its product is annotated as ATP-dependent DNA helicase PIF1-like. Lineage: Eukaryota; Metazoa; Arthropoda; Insecta; Hymenoptera; Cynipidae. The record is from RefSeq and is a predicted model, not a curated record. Gene Ontology annotation, molecular function: DNA helicase activity. The transcript has 3 exons. Gene Ontology annotation, biological process: DNA repair; telomere maintenance. Bases 1 to 1218 code for a protein of 405 amino acids.
AUGACUUUCACUGGUAUUGCUGCAACUUUGCUUCCUGAAGGAAAAACGGUUAAUAAAACUCUAGCACCGAUGUCUCCACGAGUACUUGAAGUCAUGGAUCGAACUCUUCGCGAUCUUAUGAAAAAUCAUUUGCAAUUCGGUGGUAAAAUUGUGGUUUUCGGAGGAGAUUUCAGACAACUGUUGCCAGUGAAAGAAAAUGCAACUCAGUGCGAAAUUGUUAAAUCAUCAAUUAGCUUCAGCGCUUUGUGGAAAAACUUCAUUGUUCAUCAUUUGAUCGAAAACAUGCGAGCUCUACCUAAAGAGAAAGAAUUUUCUCAAUUUCUCCUCCAAAUGUGUGAUGGAACUUUGAAUGAUUCAUCUGAAACUAUUCAAAUCCCUGAAAAAUGUAUUGCUCCAGUUGAUUCUGAUAUUAUGAAAGAUACGUACAAAACUUUGAUCGAGGACAAAAAGUUUAGUGCAGCAGCAAAUUACACCAUACUUUCAGCAAGGAAUAUAGAUGUUGAUAUCAACAGAAAAGUUGUUGACCUUCUCGAUGCAGAGACAAAAAAAAUUUACACCAGCAUAGACAGCACAGAAAUAACUAAUGAUGAGAGUGAUAUACAUCACGAAGCUGUAUUACCAGAGUACUUAAAUUCGCUGAAUCCUCCAAGUUUGCCACCUCAUGAAUUGCGACUCAGGAAAUACAGAGCCGUGAUGCUUAUAAGAAACAUGAGUAUAAGUGAAAGUCUUUGCAAUGGAACGAAAUUGCUCAUUCUUGACAUGAAGGACAAUGCAUUGAGAUGCCAAAUUUUGACAGGAAGCAAAACUGGAGAAAUUACUUAUUUGAGUAGAGUAACUUUGCACUGCGAAAACAUUGACCCUUUCUCAUUCAGAAGAGGACAAUGUCCAAUAAAAUUGGCAUUCGUUAUGCCCAUAAAUAAGUCUCAAGGUCAGACUUUUGAUGUGAUUGGUAUCGAUUUGAGAAAACAUGUUUUCAACCAUGGACAAUUGAUAACUACUCCCCUUGGCCAGUUUACGGAUCGAGUUCUCGAGCAAGGAUCCACGACGGACUUGCCAAGCGCUCAGGAAAAUCCAGUCAUUGUUCAACAAUCACCCAUUAACAACUUCAACCUCGAUGCGGGAAUUAGUUCAGCUCCACCAGCUUCGAAAAUUGCGGAAUCCGCGCCUCCUCACCCGAUAUCCCUUUCCAGUGGUUCGAAUUUAAUGGCGGAUACGUAA